Messenger RNA from Linepithema humile (Argentine ant), 1801 nucleotides. Lineage: Eukaryota; Metazoa; Arthropoda; Insecta; Hymenoptera; Formicidae. The record is from RefSeq and is a predicted model, not a curated record.
UCUUUCUUGCAAUUGGUAAAAACUUUCAACGUAAAUAUGUUGCUUGAAAAUGUUUUCUAGAGAAGUGGAUAUUAUUUUUAAUGAGAAUUUUGAUUACCGUAUUCGUAAAAGGGAAAUUGCACACAUGAUGGCGCGUCAAUUGGCCUUUCUUUGGUCUUGUGAUAUAUUACUUUCGUCAAAAGAAGGUUUCGCUACAUUUUUCGGAGCGUACAUCUUGAAUGAGAUAUUCAAAGAUUCUUACAUGAUGGAUUUAAUGGUUAUACAAGCACAACUAGAUCCUUUCCAUUACGACAUUCCUUCUACCACAGAAUUUCAAGCCAACUCAUUAAUGCUUCCAUUAAACAAUACUAUGAAAUCAUUCAUAAUGUGGCGUAUGUUAUACCAUGUAAUUCCUGAUGUGUUUUGGACUGGUAUCCGUCAAUAUAUCGAUAGACAUCGUAAUUAUUCAAGCACGACAACACCAGAUGAUUUAUGGACCACUAUACAAACUAUUCACGAAGCUAAACUCCCAAGUCAUGAACCCCACCUAUUUUUAAAAAAUAUAAUAAAAAGUUGGAUAACGAAGAAGUAUUACUCUGUUCUGUACAUGACACAAAAUUAUAGAAAUUCGACUGCGAUGAUAAAUUACAUUCUAUCUCCUUAUCUAUUAGCUAAAGAUAAGACAGAAAGCUGGAUACCUGUAACGUAUACGACGCAAUUGUCUGUUAACUAUUACAAUAAUGAUAGUUUUUCUGGCUGACCUCGCAUAAUUUUAGUCGCGUAAUUCCAGUGAUUGACAGAAACGGUAUUGUUUUACUCAAUAUAAAACAAAUUGGAUACUAUCGCGUCAAUUACGAUUUUAAAAACUGGAAAAGACUUAUGGACUACUUAAAUUCUGAAAAUUAUACCAAAAUACAUGUUCUCAAUCGCGCUCAAAUCAUAGAUGACGCAUUUUAUUUCUUAUUACAACGACAAUUUGAUUACGAUGACUUCUGGCAUCUUACGAGCUUUCUUCUUCGAGACAUAAAUUUUGUAACAUGGUAUCCUAUGUUUAAAGUUUUCGAAUCCUUGUCAUGCAUGGUUCCAUUUCAUUAUAAUGACGACGCAAAAGAAAAAAUAAGAAGCAUGAUAGAUCAACUUCUUACAACAAUAGGAUACAAUUACACUGAAAUAUAUGCAUUUGAUCUUAAUAUAUCUUUAAGAGAAGAAGCUGUAAAAUGGGCAUGUACUCUAGGUGUACCUGCGUGCCGUAGUAAAGCUGCUUCUGAGUUAAAUAAUGAGCUUGAAAAUUUUGUAAAAAACAAUAAUACCAUAGGGAAGAAAUGGAUAUUUUGUUAUGGUUCGAUAGCAGCAAACAACACAAUUUGGUUCAAGAUGUUAUCCAAAUUCAAUGAAAUAAAUGAUGACAGAUUUUUGGAAUAUUUAACGUGCUUUGAAAAUGUUGCUAUUAUUUCUAAUUAUUUAAAACAAAUAAUACUUGGAGAUAUUCAGUUACCAAGAAAUACGCGUGCUAGCGUAUUUCUUAGCAUUGUUGAGAAACAUGCAAAAAAAAAUGCAGUGCUUUCUAUUAUUUUGAAGAAUCUUAGAAACGUCACACUCACUUCAAACUGGAAAAAUGACGAAUUUGCAACAUUAAUUGUAAUUAUUACGCAUGUGUAUUCCACAAAUCACAUGGAUAUGAUAACUAAUUACAUAAUGCAGUACAGUCCAAUGCCAGCACGUCGAGCUAUUGAAAUGAAAUUAAACAAACGAAGAUCGGAAUACAGAAAACUAUACGGAAACUAUGGACGCUUUGGUUAUUAAAUCCAUCGUUUUUAAUUUC